AACAGCGUAAAAAUCAGUGUCGGCCAAAACGUAUGGCGUGGCCGCUUUCAGAUUUCUCUCUGGUUAAAGUGAUAAACUAUAUAUGUGUCUCGCUUUAACUUAUUGCAUCAAUUCAACAGUGUCAGCAGUGCAGCGAUAAAGAAUAGGCCUCGUGCAUACGUGCACAUUUGAGGUUAUCGUUGCUUUCUGUCUUAAGUGUGAUAUACGACAAUCUAGAUUUUUAAAAAAAUUGAACAAAUACACUAAUAAACAAAAUGAAGGAGGUUGAUCUUGUCGGAUUUGCCGAUCCAAACGCAAUUAGCGAUAAUGAGGAUACUGAAAUCGCCAAUAUUAAAAGAAAGACUUCCAAGAAAUCUGGAGGAUUUCAGUCUAUGGCUCUUAGUUUCCCAGUGUUAAAAGGAAUUUUGAAACGAGGCUACAAAAUACCCACACCCAUACAAAGAAAAACAAUACCACUGGCUCUUGAGGGAAGAGAUGUAGUAGCAAUGGCCAGAACAGGUAGCGGUAAAACAGCCUGCUUCUUAAUUCCCUUGUUUGAAAAACUCAAGGCAAGAUUGGCAAAGAGUGGUGCACGUGCCUUGAUACUUUCACCAACACGUGAAUUGGCAUUACAGACACUAAAGUUCAUAAAAGAGCUAGGAAAAUUCACAGGAUUAAAAGCAUCUGUAGUGUUAGGUGGUGAUAGCAUAGAUGACCAGUUUAGUGCAAUUCAUGGAAAUCCUGAUAUUAUUGUAGCCACACCAGGUAGAUUCUUACAUAUUUGUGUAGAAAUGGAUCUACAAUUGAAAAAUAUUGAAUAUAUUGUCUUUGAUGAGGCUGAUAGAUUGUUUGAAAUGGGCUUUGGUGAACAAAUACACGAAAUUGUAAAUAGAUUACCAGAGUCGCGUCAGUCGCUACUGUUUUCUGCUACUUUACCCAAAGUUUUAGUGGAUUUUGCAAAAGCUGGUUUAAGUGAUCCUGUUCUACUUCGUUUAGACGUUGAGAGUAAGUUACCAGAAGGGUUAGAGUUAUCAUUUAUUACAUGUCGUCCUGAAGAGAAAUUGGCUGUACUUUUAUGCCUGUUAAAGAGAAUAAUUAAAGACGACUCGCAAAAAAUUAUAUUCGCGGAAACUAUGCAUCACGUGGAGUAUAUUCAUCAGAUAUUGGAUAAAGCCGGGAUCACCAAUACUUUCAUUUACUCGAAUCUGGAUCCUUCCGCGCGUAAAAUAAACGCGGCUAAAUUUCAAACUGGCAAAGUAAAAGUCCUGAUAGUGACAGACGUCGCUGCUAGAGGAAUAGAUAUACCACAUCUGGACUAUGUGAUAAACUUUAACUUCCCUGCAAAAUCCAAACUAUUUGUACACAGAGUAGGACGAUGUGCUAGGGCCGGGCGUGCUGGAACAGCAUACAAUAUCGUGAGCGCGGAUGAAUACCCGUAUCUUCUAGAUUUGCAUCUCUUCCUUGGUCGACCUUUAUUGAUAGUACCAACCACAGGAUCUACUGAAAAUAUGGAGUCCGCGGUGGGAAAGAUGCCGCAGACCAUGAUAGAAGAGGAGCUGGCCGAGUUGAUAAAUUGGCACGAUGGUUCUAUAGAUCUUACGAAUAUGCAGAAAGUAUGCAAUAAUGCCUAUCAACAAUAUGUGAGAUCACGACCAGGAGCUUCAACGGAAAGCGUUAAGAGAAUCAAGGAACUUUGCAUAAACGAAGCUGGAGUUUUUCCGCAGUACUCCGAUGUUUCUUCCACCACUGUGAAUUUGAUAUCGAGAAUGAAGAAUUAUCGGCCGCAAGGAACAAUAUUUGAGAUUGGCACGAAGACAUCAUCGAUCGACUAUCAAGUGAUGAAAACGAAACGAGCAUUUCACAAAGAAAAUAUCCUUAAUUUCUACAAGAAAAUGGAAGAACGUAAAGUUGACAAAAUGGACAUGGAGUUAGAAUUAUCGCGGAAAAUUGAUCUGCCGUCCAGCAACGCGGAAGAAAUUAAUGCUGCAUUCAACACAGUGGUAGUACCGAAGAAACGGAGUGGUGACGAUUUGUACAAAAUAUCAAAGAAGAGGAAACGUCAAACGAAACGAGACGAAGAAUUUUACGUACCGUAUUCUGCACCGGACAAGCAUACGGAGGAUGGUUUAGCGGUGAAUACAUUUAGCACGGAAGCUGAUAAGGCGCAGCUGGAUUUAACGGCAGAUAACGAGCAGUCUCGACAUCUUCAAACUCAACUGAAGAAAUGGGAUCGAAAGAAGAAGAAAAUGAUUACUAUUGAUAAGAACCCGAAAGCAGGAAAGAUACGUACUGAGUCAGGUGUGUGGAUACCUGCUACAUACAAAACAAAUCGUUACAAUAUAUGGAAAGAGAAGAGUAAAAUCGAGGAAGCUAACGAGGAUGAUAGUGAGGAGGAGUCACCACAAGUGAAGAAACUGCGUACUACAGCGCACACACAUUGGGCGCGGCACAACCAGAAGCUUAAGAACAAAAUAAAAACGAAGAACGAACUGAAGAACCCGGAGCAGAUCUUGAAAGCACGCAAGCUGCUCGAGAGAAAGCAAAAGAGGAACGGCAGAAAGAAACGUAAAGGACGCAAAGCUCGGCCGAGGAGAACAUCUGCGGCUAUACAACGCAGCUUGCAGCCGACCCUCUGGCCCAAAAUAGAGAUCAUUAUGAUAGAGCAUCUGCAGCGCGGGUGCAGGGACGGGCGAAGAGAACUCUCAGCGAAGUACGGGAAGAGUCGAGUCUACCAGCGAAGAAGAUCAUGUAUUUUUGGACGUGCGUGUCGCGUUGGAAGAAUGACGCAUCGCGAUAAGAAUACUCCCUUUGUGCUCCAAAACGUCAGGCAAAGUGCACGAACACUUGGAAAUCGAAGAACUUCAUUAGACAUAGGCAACGUUUUGUCAUAAUUUUUUCUGAGAAUAUUUCUCUAGACAUAUUUAAGGACAUUUUUUAUCUUUAGUUGGAAAAUAAGUAUCAGCUUUUUUGUUGAAAUUUUCUUCGAAAUAUUUUAUUAUGCUUGUACAUUGUCAUAUAGUUAUUUUAAAAUAUAAGUAAAUUCGUAUCUCUUGACGAUAUAUAUCUUCAAAGAAUCAUCAAGUAAAAAUUUCGUCCUAAAACAUAGAACGUUAUUAUCUUAACGAUAUUGUUAACGAAGUAGAAAGGAAAGCGAUUAAAAUGUCUACGCAUUAGUCCUCAAUAGCAUUUACACAAUACAUCAUUAUCUUUAUCUUUCAACCUUUAAUGUAAGCACUAUCAGACAGAUACAGCUUUCUAAGACACAGAAGACACAUUGAUCAGAGAUCCAUACAAAAUCGUGAACUAAUAAUACUGUGUCUUAACAAUAUCCAAAAAUAAACAUUUUUAAAAAUAA
Molecule: messenger RNA, 3334 nt
Organism: Odontomachus brunneus
Lineage: Eukaryota; Metazoa; Arthropoda; Insecta; Hymenoptera; Formicidae
Product: ATP-dependent RNA helicase DDX54
Exons: 14
Coding region: 255-2870 (871 amino acids)
Cellular component (GO): nucleus
Molecular function (GO): RNA helicase activity; RNA binding; ATP binding
Source: RefSeq, a predicted model, not a curated record